Fusarium poae is the source of this 2958-nucleotide messenger RNA. RefSeq lists its product as uncharacterized. Bases 1 to 2958 code for a protein of 985 amino acids. The record is from RefSeq and is a predicted model, not a curated record. The transcript has 7 exons. NCBI's taxonomy places the organism in Eukaryota, Fungi, Ascomycota, Sordariomycetes, Hypocreales, Nectriaceae.
AUGGAUAUAUUGAACUCGGCACAGGAUCAUAUCCUGUACGACUCUAUUCUCGAACUUGGUCAGGGCGAUUGCAUAGAUGCUCCAUUCUCAACAGUAACUUCUGCGUUCUAUCACCAUGCGAGGAGCCAUCCAGACGCCACAGCUCUCCGCGAUCUCACGGAUGCCCCGAAGGAGUUGACAUAUAAAGAACUCGCCAACAGGGCACAAAAUUUGGCUGCACAUCUCAUUGCUCAAGGUGUCUGCCCUGGUUCGCGAGUUCCCCUUGUUGCUAAGAGGGGAAGUGAUAUGGUAAUCGGUAUAUUGGCGAUCCUUUCAUGUGGCGCCCAAUACGUUCCCCUCGAUGGCGGUGUCGUUCCUGAUGAAACUAUUCGUCGCGUGUUGGAGGAGUCACACGGUGGUGUAGUUCUUUGUUUGACUUCGACAAAGCACCGCGUUGUAUCCCACCUCAGCCAUACUGUGAUUCCUAUUGAUCAAGUAGCGACUCUCUCCCUUGAAGAGAACACCCACAUCGAUCUUGCAUCACCAGAGAGCGGCUGCUACGUGAUAUACACGUCCGGAACAACAGGAGACCCAAAAGGAGUCGAUAUCACUCACAAGAAUGUCACCAACCUCGUGUGCUUGUCUCCCGGAAAUCUGGGUGUGGCAGUUGGCACUUGUGUUGGCUCGGUCCUCAACAUCAGCUUUGACAUGGCAGCGUGGGAGAUCUUUGUCUGUCUCUGUAACGGAGGCACACUAGUCCUUCGAGGCUCCAAUUGGGACUCAACCCUUGAACAGAUCGACGUGCUCAUCUGCACGCCUACAAUUCUUUCCAUAUACCAUCCAACACAAUUUCCUAGAAUAAAGACUGUUGCCACUGCCGGGGAGCCUACCACAAAAAGACUUGCCGAUUUGUGGGCAGAGCAUGGGACAUAUUGGAACUGUUGCGGACCAACCGAAACGACCAUCGUCAACACCAUGCACAAGCACACCGUUGGACAGAAACUAUCAAUCGGUCGACCGACUCCAAAUAACAGAGUAUAUGUCCUUGAUGGCGAGGGCAAGCCGGCACCUAUGGGCACCGUUGGGGUAAUGUGGGCUGGCGGGCUUGGAGUAUCUCGAGGCUAUAUUGGUCUCGCUGACAAGACAGCAGAGAGAUACAAGCCAGAUCCAUUUGCCAAAGAUGGAUCAGUAAUUUACAACACCGGAGAUCUUGGCCGCUGGCAACCCGAUGGCUCAAUCGAGAUUCUCGGCCGGGUUGACGAUCAAGUCAAAGUCAAGGGUUUUCGUGUGGAGUUGGACGGCGUAACCGCAUCUCUGGCAUCGGCGCCUGGCGUGUCUCAGGCGACUGCUCUAUUGAUCGAUGGAGAGAUCCAUGGAUUCACCACCCCACGAAACUGCGAUGUAACCACGACGAUUAAGCAUAUGCGCCAAUACCAGCCCUAUUAUGCUGUACCGACACACCUCCACCCCCUGGACGAGCUCCCCUCAACGCCUAAUGGCAAGAUCGACAAGAACAAACUCAGGAUAUUAGCCUUGGCCGAGCAGAGUACUACCACACAAGUAUGCGAGAGUGAGAAGGUCCAAGAACCUCACGUUGAGCUCAAAAUACAACCCUCCAUGUCCACUUUGGCAACUCUUACAGACAAGUUGGACCUUGAACGCGGCAUUCCUGACAAGACAAUGGCCCGACCGCUUAGAGGUCUAAGACGCAGGAUCUUCAUUGUCUAUCGUACACUGUUCAGUUUGAUCGGAUUACUGAACUUGGCGGCGUUAAUCUGUGUGAUCGCUCUUCGCCUUGAUUCCGAGUGGUUGGGUAUCAUCACUGCUAUUAACCUCGCAGUUGCAGUGCUCGUACGACAGGAGACUGUGAUCAACAUCCUGUACACUGUCUUCUGCUCAGUGCCAAAGAGUUUACCACUCUGGGUCAGGGUUCGCUGUGCCAAGAUUUAUCACCUGGGUGGUUUACACUCCGGUGCGGGUGUUUGUGCCACUGCAUGGCUAGUCAUCUCAACAGUCCGUGGGACAAUCUGCAAUGCAGGUUUCUGCGAAGGUCAUGCGACUGUUUCCUUGGCGACACAGGUCGUAUCGUGGAUUCUAUGUGGGCUUCUGUGUUCCAUGGUUGCCACUGCAUGGCCUUCGUUUCGUAAGCAGUACCACAACGUCUUUGAGCGUUUCCACCGUUUUGCGGGCUGGACAUCGUUGGGUCUGUUUUGGGCCCGCACGAUCCUGACUAUCAAUGAUUCUCGACCUCGAGACCAAGAUCUUGGGCUCACCGCUGUUAAAAGUCCAGACUUCUGGCUUUUGAUCGUGGCAACUUUGAGUAUUGCCUCUUCAUGGUUCUUCCUGCGUAAGGUUCCCGUCGAGACCGAGGUGCUUUCCGAUCAUGCAGUCCGACUGCAUUUUGAUUAUACCGUUCCCGUAAACGGUAGUUUCACACGCAUUUCUAAACGCCCGUUGAUGGAGUGGCACUCUUUUGCAACCAUCCCCAACCCAGAGGCCAAUCGUCACGCCAAGGGGUAUUCUCUGGUAGUCUCUAAUGCUGGCGACUGGACACGUUCCUGUAUCCAAAAUCCACCGAGUUCAAUUUGGGUUCGUGGCGUGCCGACUUGUGGGGUGAUGCGCAUCUCGACUCUCUUUAACCGUGUCGUGGUUGUUGCCACAGGCUCCGGGAUUGGACCGCUACUGGGACAUAUAGUCAAACAGCCUUGUCCCACGCAGCUGAUCUGGUCCACGACACGACCUGAAAAUACAUUCGGCAAAGAGCUUGUCGGUCAAGUCCGAGAUGCCAUCCCAGACGCGAUUAUCUGGGAUACGAAAGCACAGGGUCGACCAGAUCUUGUGCGAAUGGGCUAUAACGUAGCCAAGAGUUUCGAUGCUGAAGCUGUGAUAAUCAUAGCAAACGAAAAAAUCACCAAAAAGGUCGUGUACGGUCUCGAGACACGCGGCAUGCCGGCUUUUGGAGCCAUUUGGGAUAGUUAA